Molecule: messenger RNA, 4569 nt
Organism: Hippoglossus stenolepis (Pacific halibut)
Lineage: Eukaryota; Metazoa; Chordata; Actinopteri; Pleuronectiformes; Pleuronectidae
Gene: oprd1b
Product: opioid receptor, delta 1b
Exons: 3
Coding region: 94-1230 (378 amino acids)
Biological process (GO): G protein-coupled opioid receptor signaling pathway; neuropeptide signaling pathway
Cellular component (GO): neuron projection; membrane
Molecular function (GO): G protein-coupled enkephalin receptor activity; neuropeptide binding
Source: RefSeq, a predicted model, not a curated record
UCUAAUUUCCCUUCCAGUUUCCGUGCGCUCUCGUGCGCCUUCUUCUGAAACCUCUGACUUCCCACUUGAUUUUUUUUGGAGAGAAAUCAAACAAUGGAGUUCCCCACUCUUCUCCCCGACGACCUGGGGGUUUUCAGCGAGCGCUACCCGGUGUCAGGAACUCCUGUCAAUGUCACAUUCUCCGAGGAGCUGCUGCUGCUGCCUGCCGGGAGCAACCGGACCAACGGGGCUGCAGCCAGGGACACCUCAAGUCUCGUCAUCGCCGUGUGCAUCACGUCUCUGUACUCCCUCAUCUGUGUGGUGGGACUGCUGGGGAACGUGCUCGUAAUGUACGGGGUGGUCAGGUACACCAAGAUGAAGACGGCGACCAACAUCUACAUCUUCAACCUGGCUCUCGCCGAUGCCCUCGCCACCAGCACGCUCCCCUUCCAGAGCGCCAAGUACCUGAUGAGCACGUGGCCCUUCGGGGAGCUGCUGUGCAAAGUGGUCAUCGCCAUCGACUACUACAACAUGUUCACCAGCAUCUUCACGCUCACCAUGAUGAGCGUGGACCGCUACAUCGCUGUUUGUCAUCCGGUGAGGGCCCUGGACUUCCGCACGCCCGCCAAGGCCAAGCUUAUCAACGUCUGCAUCUGGAUCCUGUCCUCUUUCGUCGGAGUGCCUGUGAUGAUCGCUGCUGUUACCAAGGUGACGGAUAAAGGAACCACCGCCUGCACACUCAGAUUUCCCAAACCUGAGUGGUACUGGGACACAGUGAUGAAAAUCUGCGUGUUCAUUUUCGCCUUCGUUGUACCCGUCCUGGUCAUCACCAUCUGCUACGGCCUAAUGAUCCUGCGGCUCAAGAGUGUCCGCCUCCUCUCUGGCUCCAAAGAGAAAGACAGGAACAUGCGGCGGAUCACCCGCAUGGUCCUGGUGGUCGUGGCGGCCUUCAUCAUCUGCUGGACCCCCAUCCACAUCUUCAUCAUUGUCAAGACAAUGGUGGAUAUUGACCACAAGGACCUCCUGGUAGUGGCCAGCUGGCAUCUGUGCAUCGCUCUGGGCUACACCAACAGCAGCCUCAACCCCGUGCUGUACGCCUUCUUGGACGAAAACUUCAAGAGGUGCUUCAGGGACUUCUGCCUGCCCUAUCGCGCCCGUCUGGAGCAGAGCAGCUUCACUAGAGUGCGCAACAGCACGCGGGAGCCUGCCUCCAUUUGUGCUCCCACGGUGACAGAGAGACCGGAGGCCUGACUAGGCGUGGGUCAGUUGGCGGGGGGGACAGUUCAUGAUGACCUCCAGACUGAGGUCACACAGAUUUCCACUACAGGAGUAUGAGUCUGCAGACAUAUACAGCAGGCCUGAGGACGAAUUAUUGAUUGUGUGUUUGAAUUCACGUAAUGAAACGCCCGUGUCCAAUAUGCAUUCAUGAGACAUAAUCCCUAAUGGAUUGGCUUUCAGGAUGAUCACAAACAUGCCUGUGUGGGCCUGCGCACAAGGAAAUGGAUACGAAUGUAAAUACACAAUCUAAGAGUGUGUAGAAAGCGCGCAUACACACACACACACACACACACACAGUAGUUGGAGUUAAACAUUCAUUACUAAUUUUGCUUUAUUUUGGUCCAAUAAUGACUAAAUACGAAGCUAAAGGUUCAGUGUGAAGAAGGUGGAUUCCCAAUGGUGACACUGCAGAGUUCAAAUAACUGAGUAUCCCUCCACUACCUCACCACCUCCCAUUAGCAGUGUGAAGGAGAACCUACAGAGACCAUCAGCUAACAUACAGUAAGUACAUAAAAGACCCUCUCUAGAGCCAGUGUUUGGUUUGUCCAUUCUGGGAUACAGUAGAAACAGGGCGGUGCCAACUCUGUGGAAGGGACUCGCUCCUGACGUAGAUAUGAAGGCCUCAUUCUACCAAAACGAACACACGCAAACAGUGGCCUGUGAUUGGUUGAGUCAGUCACCUGACCUCGGUCCCACAGAUCAUGUUUUUCACUUGAUGGAGACCUGAAUGACUGAGAAAACUCCGCUGUCACAGCAGGAGGUGAGAAUGGCUGCAGUAUGGGACGGGCAGAGCAUCAACACCAGAGUUACAGCUAAAUAUCAUACAUAAUAACGUUAUUUAUGUUUAAGUGAGCAGGUGAAAUAGUGUUUAUUCCCUAAGGUUGACGGACUGGACGAUGCAGUGGGUUUUUUGGAGCCUGUUUGAAAACAUCUAACGGCUGAAAACUACAUUACUAGAGGAGCAGAUUAACCAAAACAGUGACGUUUCAGCCCCCCCACCCGCCAAACAAAUCAAUUAGCUUAAAGACACUUUAAUGCCCCACAGAGCGGAGUCUAGAGAUAAUAUGGGUUUAUUAUUAAAAAGCAGCUUCUUUCAAAUUACUCACCAUUGCUGAAUCCAUUGUUCAUAAACAGUAAAAUGCUUUUAUAGCUACUUUAAAGUUGAAUUUGAUUUGGGACUUAAACCUCAAAGUGUUUAAUUUCUCAUCCAGUGCACUGUAGAGUACAGAGGCAACACAAUGAAAUAUGCAUAUCUGUCCUAAUUCUUUUCUGGCUGUAUUUUGUGAAUGGUAAUAGUAUUGUUACAGUAGUACAGACAAAGGGCGUGCACAUAAUUAACAGUUUUUGUUCCAGAUCUGUCUCUGAGGUCAGAUUCUAUAUGAACACAAAGACAUUUUUACAUUUUGCUACAUUGUGAAAGUAGCUUGUAAAAGAUGACUGGCACUUCCAGUGUAUCACUUCUCUGGCAGUUUGGCUGCUCUGUUUUUUUUAGUUUUUUUUUGCACAAUCAAACAUUCAAAUGACAGAGGAACAGACACAGUAGUUUCAACGUAUAGUGACAUGACCCCACACUGGCAUGGAGGCCGGCCCAAAUUGGAUCAGAUGCAUUGACAUACAUGUCGACUGGUAAUUUUCCUCUGAUGAUUGUCGGACACUCUUGUGGACAUUUCUUUGCACAUUUUAUGGGAUCAGUCAAAUGGAUGGCGGUGAUGUGGCCCCUUCAGAGAUGCAGGUUCAUUUAAAAAGGGUAGAGCUCUACAAUAUAUACUGUAUCAAGUAUAACAUUGUUAUGUAACAGCAUAUUAUUAAGUGGUAAUGUGUUUUUUUUUGUUUGGUUAAGCUGUUGUAUCAUUAAGCUUCACUCGUAAUUAAUUAGUAGAGUUGAAUGUUAUUUAACUAUGUAUUUACAUGAAGUGCUACUCAUACUAGGAGAAGCAUUCAUACAUUUUCAAAACAAAUCAAUAGUUCCUGUCUGGACUGUGUCUGAGUUUACAACGAUCCCUGUGAAUACAUUAUUUAUGUGGAUGUUUUUCUGCUGAAUGAAAAUCUGUACCGUUAUGCCUUAUUCAGCUUUCUGUUUGGUUCUAUUUGCAAAAAAAGUGAAUUGUUUUGUAGAGAAAAGUGCUUGAUCUUUAUACAUUUGUAUAUUUUUGGGUUGUUGCAGGAAACACAGUAUACAAAAAGUAUCUUAUUGUAUAGAUGUAACAACGGCUUUGUGUCCUUUUUGGAGCAAAAAUUGAAAAACUGCAACCUGUCGAUAAUGCUCCAUUUUGAAUCCAAUGAUUUGUUUUCUGUGAUCGUUCUUACAGGUGUUGUAAACAUUACCCUCAUGCUCUGUAAAUGCCAGUGAGGCCUUAUGGGAGUCUCACAUGUAAUUAGUCGGUAUGAUGACAUAUGGAUUACAGAUUGGUUCAAUGUUGAGGUGGCUCAGCAGCCUUUGACCUGGAAGCCCCUGGUGGCUGCAGGACGCUGGGGUUAACGGAGGUGGAUACAAUACAUCUAAAAUGUAAAUAUGACUGGACACAAGCACAACUUAAAGUCAGGGAUGAUAUUGGGGUUUCCAGACAACAGACACCCUGGAGGUGUAACUCAUUAAACAAUAUAGAAAUCAAUUGAUAAGGCUGCUGAUCUUUAUAUAUUAAUUAUUUUAAGAAAUAAGAUUAUAAUAAAAAUAAUAAGUAGGAUUUAUAUUGUGCCUUUCAUAUAUAUAAAUAUAUAAAUAUCCUAUAGGGACUACUUUAUUUGCAGCAGUGGAUUUGGUGUUCUACGUAUUUACAACAGCGGCACAGUGUGUGAGGGAUCAACUGAAAAUAAACUAUAUUGCUUCUUGAUUAUAAAGGAACAUGUCACCCAUUACAAAGUGCAUCUCACUCAGUGCAUCUAAUACUUUCUGGACAGUAAACGGAGCUCUAAGCACAGAGGGGUACAUUAAUCAGGCUGUAGCUACACACACACACAAACAAUAUUUAUUAGCAUCCACACAAUUUGUUGACUUUAAGUUAAAUGCAUAUCUCCAGCCUUGUCCUCAAAAUCCAACAGGCACGAACACUGACCGAACCCAAAACCAGAUGAUCACUUCACUCAGUUUUUUAAACCUCACCCUGGAGAAAGAAAAAUAAAAAAAAACAUUGUAUCAUCAUUUUCAAGGAAUGAGUUUUCAUUGAAUGCGGAUUGUGCACACUUAACUCCAUGGGUCGCAUUAGAGUGCCAGUCGAGUGCAGUCAGGAUCGGUCAAUACCCAUUUUGUUAUUAGAGAGGGAGUUAACACUUAGAUGAAACAUUCUUAAUGUCAAUGCCAGUGCAGGCUCACAG